Micropterus dolomieu (smallmouth bass) is the source of this 1792-nucleotide messenger RNA. RefSeq names its product fibrinogen gamma chain-like. Gene Ontology annotation, molecular function: signaling receptor binding. The record is from RefSeq and is a predicted model, not a curated record. Bases 35 to 1333 code for a protein of 432 amino acids. Gene Ontology annotation, biological process: platelet activation; blood coagulation; protein polymerization. NCBI's taxonomy places the organism in Eukaryota, Metazoa, Chordata, Actinopteri, Centrarchiformes, Centrarchidae. Gene Ontology annotation, cellular component: fibrinogen complex. The transcript is spliced from 9 exons.
AGAAGGCAAGACCACAACUGGUGGCCAAAGCAACAUGGCUCCAUCACUUCUUGCAGCAGCAGGAGGACUUCUGUUACUUUUCUCCUUCUCAUCGGCACAAAUCAGAGGAGACAACAUUGCAUCAUGCACCCCAAACGACGGCUUUGGAAAGUACUGUCCUACUACAUGUGGAGUGAGUGAUUACCUGCUGAGGUAUAUGCCAGGGGUGAACAAGGAUUUGGACAAUUUGCUACGAGAACUUGAAACAAUUGCCAAUUUGACCCAGGGGGCCGAAUUAACUGUUGUCAACAUGAAAGAUUCUGCUACUUCAGCUCAAAAGAGUUCCCCAUCAGACUCAUACUUCAAAAAGUCCUCAAGUAUGCUGGAUGAUGUUGCUCGAUUUGAAAAGACCAUCAUCACACAGGAACAGCAAAUGUUUGAACUUCAGAAUUUAAUUUCAUCCAAUGAGAGGAGAAUGGCAGAUUUGAAACAACUCUCCGUUGAGCUGAAGCAGAGAUGCAGUGAGCCCUGCAAAGACACAGUUGAGAUCCAGCCCACCACUGGGACAGACUGUCAGGAUGUUGCAAACAAAGGUGCCACCACCAGUGGUCUUUACUAUGUGAAGCCAGCGAAAGCCACAGAACAGUUCCUGGUCUAUUGUGAGAUUGACAACUUUGGACGUGGCUUCACAGUAAUACAGAGGAGACGUGAUGGCAGCGUGGACUUCCACAAGGACUGGAUCCAGUACAAGAACGGCUUUGGUUAUCUCUCACCAGAUGACACAACUGAGUUCUGGCUUGGCCUAGAGAAGAUGCAUCUCUUGACUGCCACUUCAAGCAUGCCAAAUGUGCUCAGGAUAGAACUUGUUGACUGGGAGGGAAACAAAAAGUAUGCCGACUACAACAUGUUCAGAGUUGGACCAGAGAUCGACAUGUACCGUCUAACAUACGGCUUCUACUUUGGCGGUGAUGCUGGAGAUGCUUUCGAUGGCUAUGACUUUGGUGAUGAUCCCAGUGAUAAGUUCUACACGUCUCACAAUGGCAUGCAGUUCAGUACCCACGACAAGGACAAUGACAAGUACGAUGGCAACUGUGCUGCGCAGGACGGCUCCGGUUGGUGGAUGAACAGAUGUCAUGCUGCACAUUUGAACGGCAAAUACUACCAGGGUAAGACCACCUGGCUGAAACCAGCACCAAACCCUUCNUACGACAACGGCAUUAUUUGGGUCACAUGGCACGACCGCUGGUACUCCCUGAAAGAGACCACCAUGAAGUUCAUUCCCCUCAGUCGCAUCACAGCAGGUGGUGGACAGCAGGCUGGGGAGAAACAGUUUGGUGGACUUGGAGAUGCUUAAAACAGUAGAUUAAUAUGGUUGUGGUCUGUUAAGGCUGCAGUUAAGGUGUUUAGUAUAACAGCACUGAAAUCGCCUUAAAUGAAAUAACACGCCUCCUUGGAAGAUCUCUGAUGUGUCCAUGUUUUGCUGAUCUGACCCAGCAUGGACACUGAUGUUUACAUUUUUCCUUUUCAUCUUCAGCUUUGCCUAAUGCACUAACCAGAUAUGGAUUGUCAUUACUACUUCAUUGGACAGUUUUAGUUUGGACUGAAUGGCUGCCAGUCUGGAGGCACAAUCUAGUAAAGUCCAUAUGGCAAGCAGCUGUUUUGUGAAACUAUAUGGAGAUGAGACAAAUGCACCUGGUGAAAAGAAAUAAUCAAAAACACUAAAAUAAGAUAUAUGUCUGAAUUGACUGCAAAACCAGAAAUAUACACCUGUAUGUAAUGCAACAGGCUUGAAAUAAAUACCAUUUUAAAUGUA